AUCUGAAAGGGCGAUUGAAGGGGGGUUUCUAUUUAUGGAUCACAGCUGAUCUGCCCUAUUCCACUAUAUAAUACCAUCACCACCAGCCGCUCACGAGGCAACUUCAACCUGCGAGAUCGAAACCACUAAGUGAAAGCGAGCAGCGUACCAUUGCUGAGCGCAACCAGGGUUAACCACCCCAGAGAGAUCCUUGACCACUACCUUGACAGCGAAUAGUCUUGCAAAGAUGGACACAAAUGGCACUUCUAUAGCUACAGGAGUUCCUAUCCCGUGGUGUGAGCUUCGCGCGUGGAUAGAUGAGCAUGAACAGGCUCCGGAGAAGCUAUCGCGAGAACAGCUCAUGGCGCUGUCUUACUUAGUCCCAUUUACAACCGAACCAGAUUUAGUCGACGGCGACUACGUGAGCGAGCUAAUGUUGCUGGCGCAAGGUCAACGAAGGACGCUCCCGACAUUCCAAGACUCCGACUCGAUUGAUGUUCCAGAGAAGACCAGCAUGAUGAAGAAAUGGCGAACUACGUGUACAGUCCCGUGGCUAUCAUGCUCGUUUCCUGUUGACGGCUUCAGCUACGCCCAAGGCGAACAACCACCGCUUUUCGCAUCCAAAAAGAAAGCUAAGCAAUACGCCGCAAAGGAGGCCCUUCGAUUCAUAAAAUCCAACCAAAUUAAACCCCCAAACACAACUCCAGCAGCUCCGGCUGUGGUUCAGACAUCACCGACCCCCAUCGCAUCACCAGUUGGGCUUCCACCACCACCUGUGUCUUUCUUAUUCCCUCCUCCACCACUACCUCCACCACCUCCUCCUCAGUUCUACCAUCCAGUCGACUCCCAGCCGCAAGAUUCACAAAUGCUGUCACCGAUAUCUCCCUCGCCACCAUCGCAGGUAGCACCACGAACUAGCCAUACAAACAACGAUUCGGAGCUGGAUGACGACGCAGAUGUAAUGACGAGAAUUAACAAGCUCUGUCAUCGGCUGGGCUUUAGCACCCCGGGUUAUGUCAUUGUUGAGAGGCCAGAUCAAUUUAGAUUCUUUGACGGCUACGCAUUAUUUCACAGCGGCGACGUUGUGCCGCGUGACCUCACUACCGUCAAUGGCAUAUUUGGCAAGAAGCAGACCAAGCUAGAGAUUGCAUAUAAGCUUCAUCACUGGCUUACAGAGGAAGACAUAAGAAGACAAAGCCAAGUGGACGGCUUAUUCGAAGGCUAGAUUAGAGAUUGCUAAGUUUCAAUUGGUAUAUGGUCUAAUAAACUCGUAUUUCUUGAGUCUCAACCCAAUCAAUGUGACUAUUUGCGGCGUUGGCCGUGUCCUCCACGACCACCGCCUCUCGUCUUGCCAGAAGGCAUCCUCAUUUGAGUGCCCUCAGGUAGAUCUGCCACUUCUUCGCCAUCCUGCCAGAGUGUUCCAACGUCAAUCUUCCGGCCAGUUACACUUUUGAAGAACCUGCUGCUCAGGACACCAUCCUCACCACCUUCAGUCAGCACGACGCCAUUCGCACUGAGCCACCACUUGUCGCCAGCUUGAAGACUCUUUUCGACAUCGAUUUCAAUCAUGAGCUCGGCGUCGGCUCGCAUACCGCUAAUAGCACCCUCCUCUGGCGUGCCGGAUGAGCAGUGGACAUGAUUGCGCGUCAUCGGUUUCAGCCCUCCUCCGGAAAUAAUAUCUUUCCAGAAUAUAAAGUAAGUUCCAUGGAUGACCUUGGGGGGGAUGUUUCCCAGCUCGAGGGUUAUCGGCUCCAUGAGAGCGGCGGCAUCGACCUUGAUGGAGUGGCCCUGGUUGGCACGAAUAAGGUAAUCCACAGUAUUUGUGCUGAGCAUCGCUUCUGUAUCUUGUGCUGAUGAGUUCUUCUCUUUCAAUGCGAAUCUUUGCUUCUCAUUCGUAGCCACAACACUCUUGACUUCGUCUAGAGUCACCUUUAAGGAUCUGAUGGGGCCCCAAGCCAAC
[Torrubiella] hemipterigena is the source of this 1939-nucleotide messenger RNA. The record is from the annotation of a GenBank genome assembly. NCBI's taxonomy places the organism in Eukaryota, Fungi, Ascomycota, Sordariomycetes, Hypocreales, Clavicipitaceae.